Messenger RNA from Morchella importuna, 381 nucleotides. RefSeq lists its product as uncharacterized. The transcript is spliced from 3 exons. Lineage: Eukaryota; Fungi; Ascomycota; Pezizomycetes; Pezizales; Morchellaceae. The record is from RefSeq and is a predicted model, not a curated record. The coding region runs from base 1 to 381 and encodes 126 amino acids.
AUGGCGUUUGGGAUGGCCGGGAGGGUGGCUGCUGCUGGUACGUACGUAGAUAUCAAGGAACAAGCAGCCAAAUACUGCGCAGUUGUAUCCGUAAGUCGGUCCGAGACCAGUUAUAAUCGGAGCUGGAACCCGAUCCGGCUCCUUCUCAACGACCGAGUAACAGCACCGAAAUUGGGUUGCAUUAAAAAAGAGGCCGGCCUGGGUCAUGACUCGCAUAGUAUUGUCCUAAAGCUUAACCUCUCUCCACAAUGCCGUAAACUCUCUUCCAACCUUAAACAAUUCAUCCCGCACAGGCCCAAAUCCCUAAGAUCAGCCCAGAUUUACUACAGUAUAGAGACCAUAGUCCAAUUGAAUCAACGAUGCAACAGAUCAGGGGACUAG